GUUACAUGGCUUUCUUCACUUCCGGUAACAAUGGCCGGCAUGUCUUUCCUAGCUGCAGUCGUAAGAUCUCAAAACUUUGUUACAUUGAAAAUCGUUACCCAAGAAUUGCCUAAGUUAGCAUCAUGCUAUCAGACAGUUCGAUGGAGAAAGUCAAGAUGGCACCCAGUGACUGCUAGCAAGAAAUUCUAUGUGCCAAAGCCUCAAGUGUUCCACCCCGAAGAUACGGCAGAGGUGAAGAAAAGGCUUCCAAUUUACAACACACAUCUGCGAGCUGUCAGAAAUUUCAUAACAAAAACUCACCAGGCUGACUUGGCGAGACGUGCCCUGCUGAAAGCCCAACAGACUGAUGAGGAAGAAGAGUUUGCAUGGAUCAUGGAGGAAAACAACAAGUGGAAUGCCAAGGUGGCGGCCGUUAGGGAAAGUCGACAGAAGGAAGAAUUUGAAAAAAUCCAAGCUAGACUUGAUCGCCAGGUGGAAAGAAGGGUUCAACGGAAACAGAAGCAGGAAGCAAAGGCACAUCAAUUGAUUCUUGCAAAUAUUGAGGAAUCUAAAUAUUUCAUCACAGAAGAUAAUCUGGAUCAGGAGAUUGAGAAGUUGCUCAACUCGAGAAAAGAUUAUAACUUUGCUAUAGACUCAUCCGGUAAAGAAGUAACAGACUUUGACAAUGCUACUCCUCCUCUUAAAGACUCUACUCCAAAGGGGGAAACCGAUUCUCAAAGCUGAUACGCGAGACUUGUCAAGAUGGCAGUGUGUGUUGACAUUCUAUGGAUCAGUUACAUUGUGUGUGUGUAGUUUCACCAAACGAAGAGGAAAAGGAAAACCUUUGUAUGGCGUCUUUGACUGCAUUUAUUUAGUGUCUGGAUGAAUGAAAUUGAAUCAUAUUAAAAUAUUCUAUACAGCAUGUACAUUGUCUUUCUGUCAAUCUCAUUCAAAUCAAAUCUUAGUUCGUGCUACCGCUAAACAAAGAUCUGAGGUCAUCACACAGGGUUUCUAAUCAUGCAACCUCAGAGUUUAAUGUUGGGUAUUCCGAAACGAAAUGCAUCAAAAACAUGUCACUUCAAUGGGAUACACAUGUGAAUGACGAGACCUUGCAUUGCCCGUGGGAAGUACUGCCAUGCAAUCUAUAGGCUAGCUGUUGACGUCCCAGUAUGUGCUUUUGUUCAAUUUUCAGAUUUUGAAUCGAGAACUUUGUCAAAAUAUUUUUCAAAGUGUAGUCGCCAGUUAGAAACUACUGCCGAAUAGCCGUAGAAAGCUGCUUUCUGAUUGGCUAUCCUGGACUUCUUGUUAGUAAUUUCAUUGUUCAAUGAAAGUUUGCAAAAGGUCGUAUCAUUGUUAAAGGUGGUUGGAGCUAAGAUCUGAUCUUAAUGAGAUUGUCUUUCUGUGAAUACUUUGUAAAGAUAGUAACCAGCAUCUUUGGUUCACCUCAGAACAAUGAACACAGGAAGGAUGUUCUGCAGCAUCAUGAUUCUUGUUUCAGUUCUGAACACUUUGGGCGUGUUUAUCGUCAGUACUUCACUAGUUUAGAAUACAUUCCUCCAUGCUCCCCAAGGUGAUGGGAGGUGUUAUGGGGUUAACGUCGCGUUCAGGAUACUGCACAUAUAUAGUGGUGCAUACGUGCAUGCGUGCACACAAGCCCUGACUAAUGCCAGUUUCUUAGUGCAGCCCACUGAGCUGCCAUGCUGCAGGUUUAACAUGGGUACCACACUCAGACACAGUAUUCUCACUAGAGCCAAGCAGUCCUUGUUAAUGAUGAGCUCCAGACCGGGUGACAAGAAGUAGAUCAUGAUCCACUAGACCAUAAAGGCGGUCCCCAUGAUGUAGAAAACCUGUGGAAGUAUUGGCGAUGGAUAUGUUUUUAGACUCCAGUCAAAUUGCUCCCAUUAAUUCAGCCUGAUGCAAAAAUAUAAAAAAAUAACAAGAU
Messenger RNA from Haliotis rufescens (red abalone), 1921 nucleotides. RefSeq names its product probable 28S ribosomal protein S26, mitochondrial. Gene Ontology annotation, cellular component: mitochondrial small ribosomal subunit. The coding region runs from base 31 to 723 and encodes 230 amino acids. NCBI's taxonomy places the organism in Eukaryota, Metazoa, Mollusca, Gastropoda, Lepetellida, Haliotidae. The transcript is spliced from 4 exons. The record is from RefSeq and is a predicted model, not a curated record.